GGUGCAAGCAAGAAGGCAAGGGAGCAGCAGCGCACUAGUAUUUAGUAUGGUACAGCAGCACGUCGUAGUACAGGUGCACGUCGUAGUAUGUAGGUGUAUAUAUAGGUACAGUACAGUCCGUGCGGGGCGGAUUGCAGGCAGAGCAAAACGAGCAACGCCAGCGGGAGAGCCCGGCGGUACGGUGGCCUCUCGCCGCUUCACUUGGGUCCCCAGAGCAGCAGGUGCAUCACCUUGGCCGUCUUGCCGUGGCCGUGGAGGUGGUCCUCGCGCCCGCGCCACGGCGACGACGCCGACGCCGACGUGCCGGCCCGCGGCAGCCGAAGCUGCUCCGCGGCGUCGCGCGCCAGCGCGCGCAGCGUGGCCAGCUCGGGCCACCUGCUGGCGGUAGUGCUCUCGCUCCCGCUGCUCAUGGCCGCCGCCGCCGCCGCGCCCGACCGCCCGUAGCCUCUAACUAAACCCGCUCUCGGGGCUCGCCACUUCUCGUCGCCGCCGUGGCGCCGUUGGCAGAUGGACACCGAGCCGGCCGGUUUAUAUAGCCAUCCAUCGUCCACAGGCGCCGGCCCGCCCCGUCGUCGUGUAGGGGCCCAGUGGACUGGACUGGACUGCACUGC
Messenger RNA from Zea mays, 611 nucleotides. RefSeq lists its product as uncharacterized. NCBI's taxonomy places the organism in Eukaryota, Viridiplantae, Streptophyta, Magnoliopsida, Poales, Poaceae. The record is from RefSeq and is marked predicted. The transcript has a single exon. The coding region runs from base 47 to 388 and encodes 113 amino acids.